AUGUGGAUAUGUAAAAAAAUAGAUCCAGUUGUUGAUAUUGUUAUAAUUGGAUUUGGGGUUCGGAGUAAAAGGUUUAUCGAAAUUUUUUUAGAAAGUAAGGAAUUAAAAGGCGUAAAUAUAAUAUUAAUUUCGAAGGAUAGUUUUAUAUUUUUAAACAAGGAUGUCCAAAAUAUAAAUGCAUGUAAAGAAAGUUAUGUUGAUUUAUAUAAAUAUUGCAAAGAAAGAAAUAUAUUAUUUAUUAACGAAAAGAUUGAUCAUAUAGAUUCAAUAAAUAAAACUAUUCAUUUUUAUUCUGAUCGAAAUAAUUUAAACUAUGAUUAUUUAUUAUGUGAUUUUGAUUAUAAAAGUUCGUAUUUAUUAAAUAAGGAUUUGUCUAAUAUGAAUAUAUAUCCUUAUAAAAAUAUAAAUUUAUUUUUUUACUAUAUACACAUUAUAUAUUUGUCCUUAAUUCAAGCAUCGAAAGCAAAUAAUAACAAUUUUAUAAAUAACUAUUAUAAAUGGAAAUCAUAUUUUACUGAGCAUAUAACAAUUAAAAAAUUUUACAAUUUUUUCUCAUAUAAUGAUAAAUAUGUAGAAGAUAUUUUUUUAAUGUAUGAUAAGGUUGUUUCUGGAUUUAAUUUUGAUAUCGAAAAUGGGGAUGUGACUCCUAUUGACAAUACUAGUAAUGUUGGACAAGGAAUAGUAUUAUCAUCUGAAAUAAAAAAUAUGCAAACAAAUCAAAAAAACGAAAAUGAUAAUUGUAUUUCACUUUUGUUAUUAAGCGAUAAUAAUGAUUUAGGGAAAAUGAUAUAUCUAUCAAUUAUUGAAAAUAUAAAAGAAAUAGCAUCAUAUGUAAAAAUAAAAUAUAUUUACAUAGAAUCAGAUACACAUAUAAAUGAUAAAAAAACAAAAAUUGAUUUUUGUGAAAAUUAUGAAAUUAUACGUUCUGUUGAAAGCAUCAAUAAAAUUGACAAUAAUUAUGUAAUAAAAUGUGUUUGUAAUAAAAACGAAAUAGUAUUGUAUAAUUAUAAUGAAUGUAUAAAUGUAACAAACAUAAAAUAUCCAUCUUAUUUUUAUAAUUCAAAAUAUAAUAUAUUAAAUAGUGAUACUAUUAACACGUUUUGCCAAUAUAAAAACGACAAUAAUAUAUAUUUUUUAAAUCAAAUAAAUAAUUAUAAUGAUUAUACAGUUUGUCGAACUAUAUAUUUAAACAUUUAUAAUAGUGUGUUUAAAAAUGAGUACAUUAGUAUAGAAGAAGUAAAAAGGCAAGAAAACGAGAAAAAUGAAAAUAUAAAAAGAGAGAAUCCAUCUUGUGAUAACCAAAUGAGUUCAACUUCCAAUAUUCUCGAUACAUGUGAAGCAAAAGAUAAAAAUAAUUGUAGUGAUAUAAAUAAAAAUUUGAAGACCAAAACGAACAAUGAUUUGCCUGAAUAUAUUUACGAUUUUUAUAAAAAAGAAUAUGAAAAAAGAUUAAUAGUAAGGAAAAAUACGACCUAUCAAAUUUCAAACAAGGUAGAAGAGGAUCCAAAUGAAAAUAAUACCCCUAAAGGUAAAUCUGGUAAAUGGACAAUAAUUGUAAAAAACUCCAAAAUUGAAAAUAAACAAAUAACUAAUAUAGAAAAAAGUGAAAAAAUUGAUUUAUACAUAAAAGAAAGUAUAGAUAAAAUAAUAAAUAGGAAUACAUGUGGAGGAUGUGGAUCAAAAGUGCCAUCAAAUGUUUUAUCAAACUCUUUAAAAUCAUUAAAUAUAUAUACAUCACCUAAUGUAUAUUUGGGUGUAGAAGGAUGUGAUGAUUGCUGUAUAUUUGUUCAUAGCAAAUCAAAAAGAAGUGAAGAAAGUCCUGCACUUGUUCAGACAAUAGAUUUUUUUAAAUCAUUUAUUGAUGAUGAAUAUAUAUUAGGAGAAGUAAUUGCUAUUCAUUGUUUAUCUGAUAUUUAUAGCAUGGGGGGAACAGGUAUAUGUGCUUUAUGUGUAUUAAUAAUAAAAGAUAAUAUUGAAAAAAAAUUACAACAAAGAUUAGAAAAUAUAUUAACUGGCUGUUGUCAAAAAUUAAAAGAAGAAAAAUGUGUCUUAAGUGGUGGGCAUACUUGUGCAGGGACUGAAAAUUAUGUUGGUUUGGCUGUAACAGGGAAGAUAAAAAAAAAAAAAAAUAAUAAUAAAGAUAAAGAAGAAAUUAGGAAAUCACAGAAUAACGAGAGUGUAUUAGAUAAGACAAACCAAGUUGGGAACAAUUCUAUUAAUAAAGUGAAUGAAUUAAAUGAAGCAUAUCAUUUUUUGCCCAAAGGGAGUAUAGAGGUAAAACCGGGGGAUGUAAUAAUUACAACAAAAGUCUUUGGAUUUGGAUUCAUUAUGGCUGCACAUAUAUCUAAAAAAGCAAAAGCUAGAUGGAUUUAUAAUUGCCUUGAUGAAAUGCUAAUAUCAAAUAGAAAAGGUGGAUUAUAUUUUUUAAAAAAUAAUGCAAAGGCAUGUACAGAUGUUACCGGUUUUGGAAUAUUAGGACAUUUAAAUGAAAUGAUUAAAUGUUCAAGAAGAGAAUAUUAUAUAAAAUGUGUAAGUAAUAAUAUUUCAAAUAACGAAAUAAAUCAAAAAGGUAAUGAUAAUAAAUGUAAUGAAUUAGAUAAUAUAAAUUUUAUUGGGGCAAAGAUUAAUCUGAAUAAAAUUAAUAUUGCAGAGGGAGUACAAGAAUGCAUACAAAAUAAUAUAUAUUCAUCUAUGUAUAAAAAAAAUCAUUAUUUAUGUAAUAAUAUUAUAAAUUUAGAUGAAGCUAUAUUAAAUGAUAAGUAUGGAAUCUUAUUUGAUCCUCAAACAAGUGGAGGAUUAAUGGCAAUUGUAGAAAGAGAACAUGCCAAUACUAUUUUAUCAGAUUUAAAAAAUAUGGGAUAUCAAAAUUCAUCAAUUAUUGGAGAAAUAAUAAAUUUGCAAUAUGAUAAGUAUCAAAAUGUAUCCAUAGACCAAAUAACAUUAAGCGAUUAUAUUAAUACUGAAAAUUCUAUAUACAUAGAAUGUUGA
This is a messenger RNA of Plasmodium yoelii, 2988 nucleotides long. Its product is annotated as selenide water dikinase, putative. Gene Ontology annotation, molecular function: ATP binding; selenide, water dikinase activity. Lineage: Eukaryota; Apicomplexa; Aconoidasida; Haemosporida; Plasmodiidae. The transcript has a single exon. Bases 1 to 2988 code for a protein of 995 amino acids. Gene Ontology annotation, cellular component: cytoplasm. Gene Ontology annotation, biological process: L-selenocysteine biosynthetic process. The record is from RefSeq and is a predicted model, not a curated record.